Salvia miltiorrhiza (redroot sage) is the source of this 2185-nucleotide messenger RNA. Its product is annotated as putative E3 ubiquitin-protein ligase RING1a. Bases 197 to 1561 code for a protein of 454 amino acids. Lineage: Eukaryota; Viridiplantae; Streptophyta; Magnoliopsida; Lamiales; Lamiaceae. The transcript has 9 exons. The record is from RefSeq and is a predicted model, not a curated record.
AAUUGUAAGGAACCGGACAGGAUCGAACCGGAGGCGAAGAACCCCAAUUCUCACAGGUAGAACAGAAUGCUCCUCAUAUACAUAAACUGAUGCAUUCUAUUUCUACAAAGAAGAACGAAUCUACACUCAAAAUUGUGUCCUUCUCUUCAUUGACUUCGCCGCCGCCGCCGAGCUCCGCCGUCACCUCGGCGACCUAAUGCCAGCGCAGAAACGGCCGCGCGACAGCAGCACUCCUCCGCCGUCGCCGUCGCCUUCGCCGCCUCCCGAUGCAGAGAAAGGCGACGAUUCGCAGCAAGGCAGCGAGAAUCACAAUCACGAACAACCUGAAGACGCCUCAGAUUCCGACAGCAGCUCCUACUCCAGCGGCGGAGAGAAAGACGAAUUUAUAGUCGUGAAACUAGCUGAAGUACGGAAGGAAGUCCAGUGUCCAAUAUGCUUAGGCAUCAUUAGGAAGACAAGAACAGUCAUGGAAUGCUUACAUCGCUUUUGCAGAGAGUGCAUUGACAAAUCCAUGCGACUUGGUAACAACGAAUGUCCUGCUUGCCGCACUCAUUGUGCUAGUCGACGUUCUCUAAGAGAUGAUCCAAAUUAUGAUGCCCUGAUUGCUGCUCUUUAUCCAGACAUUGAUAAGUACGAGGAAGAGCAGGAAUUGGCUUUCCAUGAAGAGGAGAGAGUUCGCAAUAAGCAGAUCCAAGCUUCAAUUGCCCAGACUUUCCGUCGUCAAGCUGAAGCUCUGGGAAAGAAACGAACAACAAGAGCUACAUCGGCAACAUUUGUCAGGAGGCAGGGCAAUUAUCGAAAUUUGAGGGGUAGGAGAAACCGUGGUGCUGAACGCCACGGAUCUGACGAAGAGGAAGGUAUUAAUGGGCAUGAUGAGAGCAAAGACUCGUCAUCAACUGACGAGCACUCUGAAGCCAAAACAAAAAGAUACAAGAGAUGGGGAGGAGCUCGGACAUCACAGCCAUCUCCAGGAGCUAGUGCAGAUGAUGCUAAUGAUUCAGAAGCAACCAGGGGAAUACUUGGUGCAUCUUCUACACCUCUUGGCAGUACAGAACUUCUUGCCUGGGGAAGAGGUGGCAUUCGCAGUAAUACCCGACAUGGUGGCCUGAAUUGGACCAAUGGUAGAGUUACUAGGGGUAACCGGUUGUCAAAGCUGACCAAUCGUCUCAAAUCUUUACAUGAAAGCGAUGAAGUGUUGAAAAUUAGUCUCAUGAUUGUCUCAUUGCACGAGGAGAAGAUACCCAGCUUGAAGCGACCUUACCUUUGCUGCAGCCCCACAUCAUCAGUCAGACACUUAUGCCAGUAUGUUGCUAUGCAGACAUCCUUGGAAGCUAGUGAAAUUGAGAUGCUAAUAAUAAAAGAUUUUCAUCCUGUAAACAAUUCGGCUAUUCUCCCAAAACCAAAAGAAUCCGGUGCCUUAGAUCCUAGCCAGAAUGAGUUGCAUUUGUUGGAUGAGCAGCAAACCCUGGAGGAAAUUAAUGCCAGGUUUACUCAGCACCAUCUGGUAAGACACAUCCUCGUCUCAUGCAGAAAGCUUUACAAUUAUCCAAUUCCCCGAUAGAACAGUCUAUGAAUUGUCUUUCUUGCUAUCUCUGUUUUACUCUUUUGUCUUGCUUUUCGCCUUGGUGUUACACUGUUACUGGGAAUCAAGUUUCCGAGUAGAAGAUAGCUUUGCCAUUUAGUGAGCAAAUUGGUAAUUGUUCUAGUGACUGUAUUGAUUUGCAUACAACAUACACUGCAAAUAGGAUUUGGAAACUAUCAAAAUACCUAAAAUUCCAAUCUAAUAAGUCAAUUCUGAGUGACAUGCUUCGUAAAAACUUUGACUUCUAUAUGUACAGGUUUUUGCAUACCGGCCAAAGGUGAAACAUGAAGGAAACUGAUGAUAAUUUAAACUGGUCUUCUUGUGCCAGUGUAAAGCAGGAAGUAAGUUUCCUGCAGUUUUUCUUAAUAUAAUAGUAGAUUUACCUGUAUAUUGCUGUUCAACUCAAGCGGUUUCACAAGUAAAGAGUUACCAUAUAGAAGCCAACUAGAUACUAGAGAUGAUGGUGAAAUAGUCGCGCAUAUAUAUAAUGUCUGUCCAGUUAAGUUAAAUUUAUGUAUGGUCUUUUGUAUGCUAAGCAUCUGUUUUUACUGCUGCUCCUCUCACAACACUCUAAUGAAACUUUAGGUGUUUGUAUCGUAUCUA